This is a messenger RNA of [Candida] anglica, 1362 nucleotides long. The record is from the annotation of a GenBank genome assembly. Lineage: Eukaryota; Fungi; Ascomycota; Pichiomycetes; Serinales; Debaryomycetaceae.
AUGACAAUUGAUUUACCAGACUAUACCAACGAUGCCUUGGACGGCUUUCUUGCAUUGAUAUACGCACUUCAAAACAACCCCGCCGAAGGAACAGGAAUAUACAAGUUAAUUCAAUUCUCUCAUAAUACGGCUGGUCCUAGUAUUCCAAUUGCUUUAUCUCAAUAUAUGACGACCUUGCAGUUUAAUUUGUUUGGAGAUUAUCCUUCAAGUCGUGACAUUAUACCUAGUGCUAUAUUCUGCGCAGCUUUUGCAGUUAUUGGAAUCUUACAUACUAUCAUUUUCACAAUAAACACUUCACGAGGCCAUUACUUUUGGAUGCUGGCAAUAAUGAUACUCUAUAGUAUAAUGAGAGUGAUUGGCUGGGCAGCAAGAAUCCCGUGGUCAAUGGAUGUCACCAAGAUUGGAAUUGGUAUAGUACAUACUGUAUUUACAAUCGUUGCAUCAAUUGUCCUUAUUUCUGUAAAUCUUAUUUUAGCUCAAAGAUUAUUCACUUGGAGACAUCCUGUUGGAGGAUCUAGAGAUCUAUUUUGGAACUUUAUGAUAGGAGCUUAUAUUGUGAUUUGUUUGUUAUUGGGUCUCACAAUCGUUGCUAAUGUAUGGCCAUACUUGUAUUUCUUGUCUCAGGAAAAAUACGAUAUAUGGGUAAAUGUGGUUCGAGCAACUUCGAUUCUUAUUGUAUUGUAUUCUGUAACAGGGAUUGCACUUAUUAAUUUGUCAUAUUUUUUCAAACCAACCUCUAAGGAUGAAAAUUUACAUACUUAUCAACCUUGGUGGAUAGAAUCAUUUAGUCCUACAUAUUUUGUUGAGCCCCAUGCUGCGCGUGCAGCAAAUGCGACCUUCAUGAAACGAAAUCAUAACCAUAGAUACGCGAUAAGAGUAAUCGCAGCCACACAUCACCAUUAUAAGAUGGUUGAAGGUUUAACUAAUCAAAGAGGAUCACUAACUCACAAUACCUCAUUGAUUAUUAUUGUCAUUUCCAGUGCAUUUAUUUGCGCGGGCGCGAUUCUUAGGUCAGUGGUUCUAUUCCAAGGAAAGCAGCAGAGAUACCAAUCCCAGAUUUGCCAGCCAGUGGUGAUGUAUAUCAUGUGGGGCUUAUUGGAAGUAAUAAUCAAUAUCCUUUUCAUUGUUGGAAGAAUUGAUUUGAGGUUUUACCGUCCCGAUAUUCUUCCACAGAUAGUUCGAUCAAUAAUAACCGCCGAACAGUCUCAUUACAAUUCCGACGAUGAACUAUCUGAGGAUUAUGGCUCGCUUCCUACCAAAUCCAUUAGUUUAAGAACACCCAACCAGGAUUCAGUAACUGCGAAAUCAAUUGGCAAGAUAGCUCCAGACGAUGAUGAUGAUGAAGAUGAAUUUAGAUUUUAA